CACAUGUCAUAUUAGCAUGACAAUAAAACGUCACAACACAACGUUUGAAUGUUGAUUUUGUGAUUUAAACAUCACAACAGUGAAUAGUGUGGAAUUUAUGGCAAGUUUUGGCCUCUUAGCAUACUCUCAAAAGAAGACUUAACUCUGUCGGAGCUGCCAACUAUUAAAAUGGCGGUAAAUACCAAAACAUCGUUCAUAUUGGCUUUCAUCAGUGGUGUACUCUUGUUCUCGUCAAUGCAGAUGUGGAAAGCCUGGUUUGCCGCCUCAAGUCACCAAACUUUGCUUGGUGGGCUUCUCGGUUCAUUUCUUUUCACCUUUACGUUAACUGCUAUAGGAAACUGCGAAACCCUGUUCUUUGGAAAGUCUUACACCCUUGGACUAUUUCCUGAAGUUGUUCUGGCUCUUGUGAUGGCAGUAUCAGCAGCAGCAAGUGUUCAUCGAGUAGCUGGUACAUUCUGUUUUCUCUUAUCACUGCUAUCCUUAUUUUAUCUGAACAACUAUUCGCAAAAGGUAUACGGCCAUGUAGCUCCCCAACCUAUUCCCACAGGAAAGAAAAAGAAGCAUUUAUAAGUAUUAUCUACUUUACAAUUAAAUUCUUCCUAAUAGUAUAUUAAUAAAAUAUAACAUACUAAUAAUAUGGCUUGUAAAGAUCUGAAUCCGAGAGGAUGUCUUGCGUCUGAUUUUCAGAGUUUUCUCAAGAUUUGAAUGUGGUUGUAAAUGCAUUUUUCUACUGAUUAAAGUAUUGAUACUCA
This is a messenger RNA of Dendroctonus ponderosae (mountain pine beetle), 752 nucleotides long. Its product is annotated as protein KRTCAP2 homolog. Bases 169 to 570 code for a protein of 133 amino acids. The transcript is spliced from 4 exons. The record is from RefSeq and is a predicted model, not a curated record. Lineage: Eukaryota; Metazoa; Arthropoda; Insecta; Coleoptera; Curculionidae.